AUGCUCUCAUCGCUCAUUUUCGCUCUCCUCUCCACGGAGUCGUUUGGGGAAAACCUUCGUCAAAAUAUCACCCAAAAAGCCGGAAACUCUCCUACGGUAGAGAUACACAAUGGGACCCUCGAGGGCACCUACAAUGAGUUCUACCAACAGGACCUUUUCCUCGGAAUUCCAUAUGCCCAGCCACCUGUUAAUGAACUUCGCUUCCGUACGCCGCGGCCUUUGAGCAAAUGGGACGGAGUGAAGAAAGUUGACAGUUAUGGACCAUUUUGUCAAGGUCAUCAAGGUAUACUUCCAGGGUUUGACCAGAAAGGCGUUCGAUAUAAAGAAAGCGAGGACUGUUUGUCAAUCAAUGUUGUUCGACCUACCGGACACUACCAAUCCAGUGCCCUUCCCGUCUUGGUCUGGAUUUAUGGCGGUGGUUUUAUUGAAGGAGGGAGCGGGGAUAGGCGAUAUAACAUGUCAUAUCUUGCGAAAACAUCGGUCGAAAUGGACAUGCCCACGAUCAUGGUUAGCUUUAACUACCGUGUCUCCGGCUGGGGAUUUCUAGCAGGGUCGGAGAUGGCCAAGUAUGGCCUACUAAAUCUGGGCCUCAAGGAUCAGCGCAUGGCCCUUCGUUGGGUCCAGGAAAACAUUCAUUACUUCGGGGGUGAUCCCAUGCGCGUUACAAUUCAUGGCGAGUCAGCGGGUGCUGCUUCCGUUGGCUUUCAUCUUUUAGCACAUGGUGGCCGUGAUGACGGACUUUUUCGGGCUGCAAUUGCUCAGAGUGGAGGCCCUUUAUCCUACUCCUCGUUUGACUCUGUCUCUGCCGGAGAUGCGAGAUUCCAUUCUGUCUUGAAUGCAACCGGCUGCCAUGACGCUUCUGAUACAAUGCGAUGUCUGCAGACACUACCAGCCGCCAUCUUGCAAAAUUCAUUCGCUCAAUAUCCGUGGUAUCCUUCCUUGGAUGGUGACUUAAUAUCAGAUUACACCUCGGUAUCACUUAAGAAGGGUGAAUUCGUCAAGGUCCCGUUGUUAAUCGGGUCAAACACGAACGAAGGAACUCCAUUUAUGCAACUACUUCCAAAUAUAGCAGAAAAUUUUGAUGGGGCAGUUCUUUCUCUAAGCACAGGGAAGUUGGGGUCGACUGUUUUAGAAGAUCUUAACAGGUUAUACACAAUAGCAGCGGAUGAUUCCGCCGACUAUGGAUUGGGAACGGUUGUAGCCAACCCUGGCUCUCCAUAUGGCCCUGACUAUGGAAAGGUUACACUAUUUCUAGGCGACUACAUGUUCACAUCGGGGAGGCGAACUGCAACAAGAAAAUGGGCAGAAGGCAAGAUACCAGUAUACAGCUACAGGUUCAACACAGUGCCCGCCGGUGUCUCCCCGCAAAUAUUGGGUUCGGCCCACUUUGAGGAGGUAGCCUAUGUCUUUCGCAAUACCGAUGGCAAUGGCUACGAAACAAACCCGUUUAAUGUGUCAAUGACAAAGAGGGGGCAAUUCGAGUGCCUGAGCGAGAUUAUGAGCCGCAUGUGGUUGAGCUUUGUGAACACAGGGUCACCAAACCAUCAUGGACUAUCUUCGGUGUCAACUUCAUGGCCAGCUUAUACCCUUGAUAAGCCUCAGAAUAUAGUGUUCGCUCCAGACAAUGUGCAUUUGGAGAAGGACAACUACCGAGUGAAAGCAAUGGACCUGAUAGAUAGCUCUGCACAAGAGUUCUCCCGUUAG
Aspergillus tanneri is the source of this 1704-nucleotide messenger RNA. RefSeq lists its product as uncharacterized. The transcript is spliced from 2 exons. Gene Ontology annotation, molecular function: carboxylic ester hydrolase activity. The record is from RefSeq and is a predicted model, not a curated record. NCBI's taxonomy places the organism in Eukaryota, Fungi, Ascomycota, Eurotiomycetes, Eurotiales, Aspergillaceae. Bases 1 to 1704 code for a protein of 567 amino acids.